Blastocystis hominis is the source of this 1266-nucleotide messenger RNA. RefSeq lists its product as hypothetical. The record is from RefSeq and is a predicted model, not a curated record. The transcript has 2 exons. The coding region runs from base 1 to 1266 and encodes 421 amino acids. NCBI's taxonomy places the organism in Eukaryota, Bigyra, Opalinata, Blastocystidae. Gene Ontology annotation, biological process: regulation of ARF protein signal transduction. Gene Ontology annotation, molecular function: guanyl-nucleotide exchange factor activity.
AUGUUCCUGGAGAGCUUCCGCCUCCCCGGCGAGUCCCAGCAGAUCGACCGCAUCAUGGAGGCGUUCUCGAAGCACGUGUACGUGCAGUGCGCGGAGCACGCGGAGCUGCACAGCGCGGACGUGACGUACUGCCUGUGCUUCUCGAUCAUCAUGCUGAACACCGACCUGCACAACCAGAACAUGAAGGACGAGGCGCGCAUGACGCUCGACGACUACAUCAAGUUCAACACCACCUACGGAGAGAUGAACCGCGACUGCCCGCUCCCCGCCGCCCUCCUCACCUCCAUCUACCGCAGCAUUCUCGCCGAGCAGCUCCUCAUCGUCGACGACGUGCGUUUCUUUUUCCCCGUUUCCACUCCAGCCGCAGAACGAAAACAUCAUCACGCCCCUCAAAUGGGCCGAUUUCGUCGCCCUCAACCGCGACUUCUUCCCGCGCAACGCCCACUACCACGUCCUCUCCCUCUCCGAGCUCCCUCUGUACCCCCGUUUCCCCGUUUCCACGAUAGCAUGCACGCGGAGCUGCUGAAAGCCACGUCGCCGCUCCUCCUGCAGACGCUCCAGACGCUUCUCCAGCGCUCCGCCAGCGCGCUCUGGGUCUCCACCGCGCUGCGCAUGGCGCGCUCCCUCCUCCGCGCCGCCGCCCACGCGCAGAACAACCUCCUCGUGGACUCCGUCGUGCAGCUGCUCGUCGACCGCACCCGCCUCCCCGUCCGCCCCGCCCGCUUCCACGCGCUCAUAACCGCGGAACCGGCCAGGCCCGUCGGAGACCUCUGCUUCGUGCGCGCGGAGGGAGCCGAGACCCGCGGGGGAGCGGGGAAACGCGUGGUGUGGCUGGAGUACUCGCCACUGCGGAAUGUGCGUGAGUUCGGUCGUGGAGCGAGCGAGGACGCGGAGAAGGGCGGUGUAUGCGUGGGAGUGGAGUGCUAUAGAACGCUGCUGGAGAUGAUUCGGGAGAAUGGAGGGUCGAUUCAGAAGGGGUACAGCGAUGUGGUAAUGAUGAGUGAUCGGGGUUUGAUUUUAGUUCUCGAUGGUGUCGGCGGUGUAUUUUAUGGGAAUGGUGAGCGCGGAGAAGGAGAUCUUGGCUCGUUUCGUGGGGCGCGAGAACGAAAUCUGGACGUCGCCCAACGAAAUGAAAGCGAUGUUCAACGCGCCCGACGCCGCGCCCGUGCUCCGCCAGGUCGUUCUGGCCGAGGCGAAGAGUCACGUCAAUGUGGGGAUGCAGACGAGAUGCGAGGUAGAUUCGGCCCGUCUGUCAUGACCACUUGA